Plasmodium adleri (nom. inval.) is the source of this 1563-nucleotide messenger RNA. Its product is annotated as inner membrane complex protein 1b, putative. The record is from RefSeq and is a predicted model, not a curated record. Bases 1 to 1563 code for a protein of 520 amino acids. Lineage: Eukaryota; Apicomplexa; Aconoidasida; Haemosporida; Plasmodiidae. The transcript has a single exon.
AUGUCUCAUUAUAAUAUUGAACCAGUCAAUUUUGUAAAUAACCACAGUAGACAUAAAAAUAAUGUUAAGGAAGGAUAUUUGUAUAAAAAUAAUUUAUUAAAAGAACAUAUGAAUAAAAUGGAAAGCUCUAAAAAUUGUAUUAUGAUGCCUUUAAUAAAUAAGCCUUCUCAUAGUCAAAAUAAUUGUUCAAUGAAUGGAAUAAAAUCAACAUUAAUAAAUUAUAUAAGUGAUGAAAAUAUAAAUGAAGUAAAAUCAAAUUACGAAUUUGAGUAUCGAAAUAAAAUAAUAGAAGUUCCAGAAUUAAAAUUUGUAGACAAAAUUGUAUAUGAUCCAGUAAUUAUUGAAAAGAUAAAAUAUGUUCCUAAAGAUGUUAUAAAAUAUAAUAUCAUAAAAAAACCUGUAAUAAAAAACAUAGUAACUGAAAAAAAAGUGGAUAUUCUUCAAGUGAAGGAAAAAAUUAGUUUUAAAGAUAAAGAAAUUGUAGAAGAAGUGUAUAAUUAUGUUCAUAAAGAUUUAAACACAAAAUGUUAUGAAGCACAAUCUGAUAAUGAAAUUUAUAAAGAUUUAAAAAAAAAAAAUUAUAUAGGACAAAAUCAUUUAUUACCAAAUAAUAUAAAUAUAAUGGAAAAUAAUAAUGAUUGUACAUAUAAACAAGCUAAUAAUAUUACACAUUUAUUAGAACCUUUUGGACCUCAAAUCGAUAUUGAAGAAAAUAAAAUAAUAGAAAAUGUAUUUGUACCGAAUGUAGAAAAAGUAAUAGAAGUAAAUAAACAAAUUGAUAUACCAAUAAAUUUACCAGUACCAUAUAUUGUACCAAAACCUAAAAUUAUUGACGUAGAUGUUCCAGUUUUUAAAUUUAAUGAUAAAUAUAUACCUGUACCUGUAAGUAAAAAAAUAAUACCCAAAAUUACAUGGACCGAUAAAACUUAUCAAGUAGAUUGUUUAAUAGAAAAGCCAUAUUUAGUAUAUCACAAUAUAAUUAAAAUGAUACCCGUAGAUUCCAAAAUCACUGUUCAAGAAUAUCCAAAAGGAAUAAAAAAAAUAAAUCCAGAAGAAUUAUAUGAAGUAGAUAAUUUGGCAUUAUGGAUGAGAGUUAAUGCAGACUUAAAACAAGAACACGAUCAAUUGAAAAAUGAAAAAUAUGAAAAAUAUGAAAAAUAUGAAAAAAAUAAGAAAAAUGGAAAAGAACAAAUGGAAGAACUAGAUGAUAAUAUAUCAUCUGAUCAUACUUGUGAAUGUUCAGAAUCAUAUGAAACAUAUGGAAAAUUAUCAAAUGAAGAAUUUAAUUCAUCAAACGAAGAUACUACAAUCAAAUCGUCUAAUGAAAACAUAUUGGAUACAUUACCAUUACAUCCUGGACAUCCUUUAGAAUUUAUUCAUUUACAAAACAAAUGGAUAAAUCAAGACACUACCAAUAUUCCUGAUAUGUAUGAUCAAAAAUAUCUAGAUGCUCACAGAAAUGCUGUAUUUAAUUUAACUACACAAGUGCCUAGAGAAGUAGAAAUAGAGGCUAAACAACUUUUGCAUAUUCAAAAAAAAUUGCAGCAACAGGAAAUAUUAUGA